CGUGAUGCCAGGUGUAGAGGGUGUCCAGUUUUGGGACGCGCCUAGCAGGUCACAUUCAGCCGGCAGUGCAACUCAACCCACCAGUACGCCAAAAAUCCAAGGCGCCGAUUCGGCCCCUACCUCUCUGCCGUGACUUGGACUGCCGCAUCCCCGCAUUCUGACGCCGGCCCCCGCGUUGAAUGGGUGGGCUAGGGAUAUAUGAUCAGGGGGCUAACCUGCCGUGCUCCGUCCGAGUAUGACCUGACCUGGUCUUGAUUUGACCCUCGUCAGAGAUACGCGAAACACUAUCGAGGAAUACUUGGCGAACCAGACGCUGGCAGAUAUACGUUUUUAAUAAAUUAUCCCAUUCUUCAUACUAUACCCAAGAUGCCGGGUUUGCUUAUCCAGGAGACUCCCUUUAAGACCUUGAAGGUCAAGGAGCUUCACCCCACGUUUGGGGCUGAAAUCGAGGGUGUCGAUUUUGACAAUGUCAGCGAUGAGACUCUCCAGGAAAUCCUGGCCGCCAUGGCCAAGUACGGCGUGUGCGUCUUCCGCAACACGAGCCUGAACGACGACAGCCACGUGGAAUUUAGCAAGCGCCUGGGCGAGCUGGACAACAUCAGGCGGUACCUCCAAGGGGGCCGCGGGCUGCGCUACAAGCACUACGAGCUGUUCGACGCCGGCAACCUGGACGAGGACAACAACAUCGUCGACCCGGAGUCGCAUCGCGCGCACGCCAACCGCGGCAACGGCCUCUUCCACGUCGACAGUAGCUUCAACCCGCGGCGGGCGGGGCUCAGCCUGCUGCGCGCCGUCGUCAUCCCGCCCAAGGAGACGGGCGGCAACACCGACUUCGCCGACAGCAGGGCCGCGUGGGACGACCUGCCCGAGGACCUGAAGAAGGAGCUGCUGGAAGGCGACUACGCCGGCUCCCACUCCAUGGCGCACUCGAGGAAGCUGGCAAGCCCGGAGUACUUCAAGGAUGUGGAACCGGACAAGGCGCCGCAGUCCAAGCACAGGAUCGUGCAGCGCCACGAGCCGAGCGGGAGGAUGAAUCUGUACAUUGGUGCUCACCUGCACCACAUCGAGGGGGAGGGCAUGACGCCCGAGAGGUCGGCCGAGCUGGUCGAGAAGCUGAACAAGCACGCCACGCAGGACAAAUAUAGGAUCACCGUGUCGUGGGACCAGCCCGGCGACAUGGUCAUCUGGGACAAUCGGUGUGUGAUGCACCGCGCCGGGCCCUGGACCGGCGGUGGCAAGUACAAGCGAGACCUGCGGAGGACGACUGUCCAUGAUGACGGGCCCACCGCGUGGGGCUUGAACUCGAAGGAGAUGGAGAUGCCCGGAUCCGCCGCAUGGACUAAGCCCACGGUGGGUGCCUGAAGCGGCGGGUUGGCUUUUCCGGACCCCCCAACCAUCCAAUAUGUAAUUAGAUGAUAAGGGGGAUGCAACAUCGUAUAGCCAAUGCAACAUUGUCUUUCCUGCUUCUUAUCUGCCCUCUGCCCUCUCCCAUCUCCCGCCUGCAUCGAUAUGAUAGUCUUUUGGGGCUGUGGCUGUGGCCAGUCAUUCCUCUCACUUAUCGAGUCCCCGUGCUUUAACAUAUCGGUUGAUCUGCUCCCGGG
Molecule: messenger RNA, 1601 nt
Organism: Phialemonium atrogriseum
Lineage: Eukaryota; Fungi; Ascomycota; Sordariomycetes; Cephalothecales; Cephalothecaceae
Product: putative dichlorophenoxyacetate alpha-ketoglutarate dioxygenase
Exons: 3
Coding region: 367-1362 (331 amino acids)
Molecular function (GO): oxidoreductase activity
Source: RefSeq, a predicted model, not a curated record